CCGAGCAGACGGACUCCCUUUUCUACCACAUGUGCUUCUUCUCCCUUGCAACCCCUUCAGUUAACUGUUUUCACCUCCAGCCGUCUCGGUGAUGCGCCGCUUCUGUGCAGCUUCGCCCUUGACUUCCUAAAUUGCCCGCUAUUUCCGGGUCCUCAGCUCCUCCCAGCACCGCACCGCAAAUACCUGGAGGCGCCGGAUAUUGAGCGCCGCACGUCGUCGCAAGACAGCUUCUCCGCCCCAUCCACGCCUCCCAAGGACGCUCAAGUCCACACUUAGCAAGCUGGAGGACCCCACAGUUCCGGAGAAGGCCCAGCCGUCGAGCGCGCCUCGGUCUCCCCGCGCCAUGGCAAACUCCCAGCGAUAUCUGCGAUAUAUUGUCUUCGCUCUCGUCUGUCUCAUUCUUCUUUUCUUCAUAUCCUCUUCCUCGUCUGGGCCAUCAUCAUGGCCGAGUAUCACCAACCCGGCUGCCAAUGGCUCUAUCACCAGCCCGGAGAAGCCGCCAACCACCCCCAAUACCGGGUCCUCGCCGCCUCCCGCCACGGCCGCCGGCGGUCGUAUGAAUGCCACGUUUGUGACACUUGCCCGCAACAGCGAUCUCUGGGAGAUUGCCAAAUCGAUCCGGCACGUCGAAGACCGCUUCAAUCGCAAGUUCAACUACGACUGGGUCUUUUUGAAUGAUGACGACUUUGAUGACGAGUUCAAGAAAGUUACCUCGGCGUUAGUCUCUGGGAAAACCAAAUAUGGGCGUAUUCCCACCGAACAUUGGUCGUUCCCCGACUUCAUCGAUCAGGACCGCGCCGCCAAGGUUCGCGAGCAGAUGAAGGAAGCCAAGAUCAUCUAUGGCGAUUCCAUCAGCUACCGACACAUGUGCCGCUACGAGUCCGGAUUCUUCUUCCGGCACCCUUUGAUGCUGGACUAUGAGUGGUAUUGGCGCGUAGAACCUAGCGUGGAGUUCUUUUGCGACAUCGACUAUGACCCGUUCCAAUAUAUGGCCGACAAUAAGAAGAAAUACAGUUUUGUACUCAGCUUGUACGAGUACGUCGAGACGAUCCCUACGCUAUGGGAUGCGGUCAAGAACUUCACCAAGGCUCACCCAGAGCAUAUUGUCGAGGGCAAUAUGAUGAAUUGGCUCAGUGAUGAUGACGGCAAGACGUAUAACCACUGCCACUUUUGGUCCAACUUUGAGAUAGGCAACCUGAAUUGGCUCCGCUCCAAAGCCUAUCUCGACUAUUUCAACUCUCUCGACCAUGCUGGCGGGUUUUUCUACGAGCGCUGGGGCGAUGCGCCGGUGCACUCCAUCGCUGCUGCGCUCAUGCUAAAAAAGGAGGAGAUCCAUUUCUUCAACGAUAUCGCGUACUAUCACGUUCCCUUCACGCACUGCCCUACCGGAGAAGAAUAUCGGUUGCAACACAAAUGUCACUGCAACCCCAAGGAUAACUUUGAUUGGAAUGGGUACUCUUGCCUGUCCAGAUAUUACGAAGUCAAGGGAAAGGAGAAACCAGCGGGGUACGAAAAAGAACAACAGCAAUAAGUUGUCCGUCUUUCACAUCUUCCAUCUCUUCUUUCAGCUCUCAUUACAGCUUGUUCCUCUGAACCGUGCCCUCUCAUUUCGCUCCGGCGGUUUCUCAGCAUGAGUGGAUCUCUGACGUCUAUCAAAGCGCCCCCUCCUCCACCUCACAGUGGGUAUGGUGGACCCUCCGGUGGGUAGCAUUGCUACUCUUCCUCAUUACCGCGUUUGGGGUCUGGUUUGGGCAAAAGAGAAACAGCUGGGCGGCAUAGGCGUGGCUGUU
This is a messenger RNA of Westerdykella ornata, 1790 nucleotides long. Its product is annotated as glycosyl transferase. Gene Ontology annotation, biological process: protein O-linked glycosylation; protein N-linked glycosylation; cell wall mannoprotein biosynthetic process. The transcript has 3 exons. Bases 344 to 1531 code for a protein of 395 amino acids. The record is from RefSeq and is a predicted model, not a curated record. Gene Ontology annotation, molecular function: alpha-1,2-mannosyltransferase activity. Gene Ontology annotation, cellular component: membrane; Golgi apparatus. Lineage: Eukaryota; Fungi; Ascomycota; Dothideomycetes; Pleosporales; Sporormiaceae.